Messenger RNA from Bathycoccus prasinos, 2214 nucleotides. RefSeq names its product deetiolated 1-like protein. The transcript has 2 exons. Gene Ontology annotation, cellular component: nucleus; cullin-RING ubiquitin ligase complex. Bases 1 to 2214 code for a protein of 737 amino acids. Gene Ontology annotation, molecular function: ubiquitin protein ligase binding; ubiquitin-like ligase-substrate adaptor activity. Gene Ontology annotation, biological process: protein ubiquitination; positive regulation of proteasomal ubiquitin-dependent protein catabolic process. Lineage: Eukaryota; Viridiplantae; Chlorophyta; Mamiellophyceae; Mamiellales; Bathycoccaceae. The record is from RefSeq and is a predicted model, not a curated record.
AUGAAGCACAAAACUGACGUCAACGGAGACAAUGGAGAACACUCCAUCGUCCCGCACAUCCUCCCGCGCGGCUACCGCGCGGUGAACAAGCGAGGCACGAUUCACACGACUUUACGUUUGCGAGAAACCAGCGUGCCGAAGAAACCUGGGAGGCACGUGCACAGAGAAAGAGCGUUUUAUCGCGCGAUUGUUCCGGACAACACGAUACAAGCGACGUCGUUUCCCGACGUCCACGUGAAACGGUUCACCGAUUGCGGUCGGUACCUGGUCUGUUUCAGUCGAAACUUGUGCGACGUUUUAGUCUUCCGGUAUCGAGGGAUAUCGCGAGGGUACGAAAAAUGUCGCAAGCGAGAACUGGGGAAGGAAGACGCGAUGCGAGAGAUAAGCAAACAUUACUCGAACUUUGAGAGCUAUUUUAAACUCGUAUCGACGGCGAGUUUAUCCGCCAUGGCGCAAGCGAACGACGAAUCAUUUUGUAGGGAUUUUUUGUUGACGGCGAGAGGAGGGAAGUAUUUAGUCGUGGCGUCGAGCACGCAGGUGGAUUCGAGCGCGAAUACGAAUGCGAAUGCGACGACAACGAAUGCGGGUGUAGGUGGGAAUAAUAAUAAUAACAACAACAACAACAACAACGAGAAUAGGAACAGAACGGCGGCGGCUGAAGCGGCGUCGUUAUUAGAGGGACAAGAGAAUGUAGAUGCCAUGAACGAUUUGAGCGUAUUCAACGCGUUGCCGACGAUUGAAUCGAUUACGUUUCACAUCAUUGAAACGGAAAGCGGAGAGAUUGUGGACAGUAGAAUGUUCUCCAACGAUUUUAUGAGGUUAACGAGGAACCAAUGCGCGACAAUUUACAAGGACACGUCGUUAGCGAUCGUCUCGUUGAAACACAAAAGUUGCACGUUUUUAGAUAUCAAGGAGAACGGGAAGUUGGAGGAGAAAUUCACGUUAGGGUCGUACUGCGAAGCCGGGGACGAGGAAAUUUUAAAGCAAAUGGACGAAACGCAAGCUUUAGAGGAGAGUGCGAAUAACCGGCGACGUGGUGGACGAUAUAACGCCGAUGACCGGGAGAGUCUCACCGCUGCUGAUGGCGUUCCCAACAUUCGAAGAAGCUCGCGACAGGACAACAACAACAACAACAGGAGCAUCACAGGCUUGACGCAAAAGCUUCUCGUUCACCGAUUCCUCGAUGCCUUGUGCAAGUGCGAAGUCUACGACAGCCCAGAAGAACUCCGAAACUUUCACAAAAACUUUGAAAAGUUGGCUCGAUUAACCUUAGUCCACGCUCGACAGCUCGACGAUUCGCUCUUGCUCUUGAAAUUUGUCCCGGCGGAGGCGGUGCAUCAAAUUGUAUUCGCGAACCAGUCGACGCAUUUAGAUAAACUCAGACGACGGUUUGACGAUUCAACGCACAGGGCGGUGUUGACGAUAUACGAUUUAGAGAAGAGAACAUUCUUGCACGUCGUUCCGUGCUCCGCGAUUGAAGCCAUGAACGACGACAAUCAAACGAUGACUACGUUUCUGGGAUCGAACAACAACGCGGGAAUCGCGGCGACGCGAGCGGCACAGCCGGCGAACACGUUUGAUAGCUCCUCGCCGUUUAAGAAUGAAGAAGAAGAAGCGGUGUUCUUCUCUCCCACGCACGGUUUAAACAUGUGGCAACGUCUAGCGGGAGGGAGGAGAGAAGACAUGGCGAAAUCCUUCAUUCGCGACGGUAUUCUCAACGCGCCGAACGAGUUGACGUUGCUAGGUAACGCCGCGAGUUUACUUUUGAACGUCGAUGCGGCUUCGGAUACGAGUCAAAGCCGUUCGAUAAGCCCUUAUUUUGAUCGUAGCUUGUUUCACUACGACGAACGAAACGUCUCUGCGAUGUGCGUCCCGAAACCUCGAGCGGAAUUCGGCGUGAAGUUUACGCCGGUAGAACCAGAAAUGGAAAACGUCCCCAUCGACGGCAUGGAAAUCGGAACCUUGUUAUCGGUAGGGAAGAGAUUUACGCUCCGCGCAGCCUCUUUGGACGAUACCAUCUUACAAUCUCGUUCAAAGAGACACUGUGUGUACGUUUUUCAUCCUUCAGAUCCGUUCGCGAUGAGCAUCAUGCAAAGUUUCAUGCAACCGAGUCAGAUGUGUUUUCACACGCGUUUGGCGCCGGGCACCGAGAAAUUCUUCGACUUUGCGCCCCACUUCGGGGAAACGAGCAGUCACGUAGCGCAACAACGAUAG